CUUUAAUCCAAAGUUAAAGUCGACAUCGCAGCUACAUUUCUAUGUCUCCAUCACUAUGACAUCUGAACGCCCGUUCUCUUCCGAUUAUCCUCGCGACAUCAAGCACCCGGAGAUGUUCAGCGAGAAGGAAAGGAUGAUCAACAGACCCAGCUAUCGCCGGCAUCGCCCCUUUGCCAUAGCUUUUGCUGUUGUUGGACUCUGCUACUUUUUAUGGACAACGGUAUCGAGCCCGCACCUGUUCCAAUACAGCAGCCAUGGGAAGACUGGUGGAGGUGUGACUGUUCUGGGCUCGUCGAGUGCGAUAUCGUCGGAUAAUGCGAAGGCGCUGGACAAGAAGCUGGUUCCGUUAGAAGCACACAUCAUGUCCAAGUGCCCUGAUGCGCGGGACUGCCUCAGAGAGAUGAUACUACCCACCAUGCAACGAGUGAUUGACAAAGUCAAUUUCACCCUGUCGUACAUUGGAACUCCUACAGACAACGAUGGAGUCUCCUGUAUGCAUGGCCCGCAGGAAUGUAUGGGAAACAUUAUCGAGCUAUGCUCUGCGAAGCUCUACCCCGACCCAAAAAUCUACCUAGGGUUUACUAUGUGCCUCUCCCGCGACUACCAGGAAAUACCACAAGAGAGUCUAGUCAAAGACUGCGCAUUGGAGCAUGGAAUCGAUUUCGACGAAUUGGAUAAGUGUGCUGUCGAGGAGAACGGAGGGACAGCUAUUGGGAUGUUAAGAGAUAGCGUGAGGAGGAGUAUUGAUGCGGGUGUGACGAAGUCCUGUACCGUCAGGCUGAAUGAGGAGAUAUACUGUAUCCGCGACGGUGGCAAGUGGAAGGAUUGUCCUAGUGGAUCAGGGGUCAAUGAUCUGGUCAUUGCGGUUGAGAAGCUCUACCGGUCUUCUAAGACGAAGUCUGGCUCUAGCCCUCUUUCAGGGGCGCAAAUAUCUCCGUCCAUAGCUCGCUAGCUUCCCCGACUGUGUAAUGAAGUUCUGCUUCUUCCAUACCCCUCUCCUCAUCUCCUCCCAUUGUGUCGAGUUGCGAGAUGAUAGUUUCUAGUCCGACUGCUUUGCCUACAGCUUGUGUAGCUCCAGCUUCCAGUGCCACAUGAACAAUGUGGAUAUGGAAGUGAUAGUAUGUGGGUUGGUAGUGAACGUACAGCUUCAGGGUAUCUCUUUCCACACCCUUAUCACCGUACAUUUUGACUGUAGCAUCCACCAACUUGUCCCGCAUGUGUCUCAGCCAAGGAAGAUGUCUCUUUUUCAGAUCUCGUAGACUCCAUAUGUCCCUCCUCUCCACCAGUCCCAAAAGAUGUAGGCCUUCCAUCGUUUUGCGGUCCCAAUUCAGAUCUGGCAGUAAGAGGAAUCCCUCAUCACCAUCUCUUCCUUGCGGUGUACGAUAAAUCACAUCCUCGACUUCGGUUUUUCCAUCGAUUAUAUUGUAGACCCAGUUGAGACGGCCCUGCUCUCUUUUGGCUAACAUGUACGGCUUCACUUUCUCCCUGUAAAUCUGAGGUGUCUCGACCACCAUACGUACAGCCUGCUUCGAAUACUUUUUAAUAUGCUGUUCCGUACAUGGAUAUAUUAAAUUGAUCUUGAGGUCUGCGAAAUUUUCGGGCUUGUCGGAAGCUGUAUAGGGUGUCGAGGUUGCGAGAUACCAGAAGUAAACAUCAUUCGCACCGAGGUUCUUGAGAGUUUGGAGAGUGGAGGGUAUCUUGGAGAGGUAUGUCGUUGAGCUGGGAAAUGGUGCGCGCUCGAGGAUUAAUAAGGCCGGGUUGUCGUUGAUUUUCCCAAGGAGAAUACUGCGGCGUCCAGCUUCAUCUAGAGACCCGUUUGUCAAUUGAGGGGAUGAGGCAAGCUUGGUGGGGUAACAUGUGUACCUUGUUUGAGGACUCGGUCGAGCUUAAAUAGUGGGAUGAGAGACUCGGGAUUGGAAGCAAAGUCACCCAUUGUGAGGGUUGUGAAUGAGAAAUAGGGGACUGAAGAAGCUUCUAUGAACUGGUCAAGUCAAAAUG
Cadophora gregata is the source of this 1998-nucleotide messenger RNA. RefSeq lists its product as uncharacterized. The record is from RefSeq and is a predicted model, not a curated record. The transcript has 3 exons. Gene Ontology annotation, molecular function: oxidoreductase activity, acting on a sulfur group of donors, disulfide as acceptor. Lineage: Eukaryota; Fungi; Ascomycota; Leotiomycetes; Helotiales; Ploettnerulaceae. The coding region runs from base 56 to 952 and encodes 298 amino acids.